UAAAAUUUGCGGGCCGAUAAUAGAGAACAAUGUUAAGUCUGUUAACGCACCUCGCAGGUUAUUAGCAUAACAUGAGAGCUGGGAAGUUCGUUAACAAGGUAACCAUGGCGCUAAUGACCAAUCCGUGCAAGAUUGCAUCGCCUUCAACAUCCUUACUCUUCUCUCCAUCGCAUACUGCUAACGCGCGGCAGACGCCACCUCCUCCCCGCUCAUUCGUAGCGGCGAGCGAUGCCUCUGAAAAUGCCAACCAGCUUGAUGCAAUUUUCCGGAAAAAGCACGCUCUCCGAUCAAAGAUUCGUAGAGAGCUAAAGAACAUGAGCCUGAUUCAAAGAUCCGAAGAAGAUAAUUCAAUACAGAAUAUUGUAUUAGAAGCUCCGUGGUUCAAAUCCAGUCAGAGUUUGUGUACGUAUAUAAGCUCAGCUGCUUUACGUGAGGUUGAUACAUCGACAAUUUUGGCAGAAGUUCUACACCAUGUCCCCAGCAAUAAGCAGGAAAAACCAAAGAGAGUAUAUGUCCCGCGUGUAGAGGAUAGAUUUAGCAACAUGAGGAUGCUGAAUAUUUCAAGUUUGGAUGAUCUUGUCAAGAGCUCAAUGGAUAUUCUAGAACCAGCCCCAGUGGAUUCUGAUGGCAAAGAACGUGAGGAUGUUAUGCAGGCUAGUGAGCCAGUGGACUUGUUCAUUGUACCUGGGCUUGCAUUUGACAGAUCUGGAAGGAGGUUGGGACGCAGUGGUGGUUAUUAUGAUCUGUUCCUAAGAAAUUAUGAAGAGCUUGUCAAGAGAAAGAACUGGAAGCAACCGCUACUUGUUGCGCUUGCAUAUUCCAUACAAGUGGUGGAAGAGGGAGCUAUACCCAUCACUCCUAAUGAUGUUCCAGUCGACGCACUUGUUUCUCCAGCAGGUUUUAUUCCCAUUAGCCCAAUUGCCAAGAAACUACAUGACUCCACUGUUGCUUUCUGAGAAACCAAAUAUCAUGUUAAUUUAGUUAUCCUCAGUACUGCAAAUGCUGGUGCUGCCUCCCCAUUGUUAACCUGAACAUACAUGAUGAUGGUGGGAUGAAUUUCAACCUAUAGUUAACUAUGUAACUUGCCUUAGCUUUUAGCAUUGCAGGCUAUGGAUGGUAACUAAUUCACUUCACACCCAAUGGUUCUCUUUUAUAUAUCAUUAUUAUAAUAUCUGUCAAAAUUGAAUUA
This is a messenger RNA of Ipomoea nil (Japanese morning glory), 1189 nucleotides long. Its product is annotated as 5-formyltetrahydrofolate cyclo-ligase, mitochondrial-like. Gene Ontology annotation, cellular component: mitochondrion. Gene Ontology annotation, biological process: tetrahydrofolate interconversion; folic acid-containing compound biosynthetic process. The transcript is spliced from 7 exons. Lineage: Eukaryota; Viridiplantae; Streptophyta; Magnoliopsida; Solanales; Convolvulaceae. Gene Ontology annotation, molecular function: 5-formyltetrahydrofolate cyclo-ligase activity. Bases 72 to 956 code for a protein of 294 amino acids. The record is from RefSeq and is a predicted model, not a curated record.